Penicillium maclennaniae is the source of this 402-nucleotide messenger RNA. RefSeq lists its product as uncharacterized. The coding region runs from base 1 to 402 and encodes 133 amino acids. The transcript has a single exon. Lineage: Eukaryota; Fungi; Ascomycota; Eurotiomycetes; Eurotiales; Aspergillaceae. The record is from RefSeq and is a predicted model, not a curated record.
AUGGCCUCUACUGCCUUUGCCCUGGACACCCUGUCUCCCGAUGGAACUCGUUGCAUUGCCGGGUACUCCAGCGACAAUGCCGCGUACUGGUCCGGCCCCGAUGGAGGUCUGACAAACUUCCACGCCAACACUGGCUGGGUCACUGAUCCCCAGGGCAACAUGAUUUCCGAGCAGAACAUGCGUUUCAAUUAUUGGCAGGAUUUCACCUCUUCAUUGCCAUACACGGUCGACAUGUACUGUGGCCAGGAUACCUCCAAGACUCUGACCGAGUGCACUUCGGUCGAAGUCCGUUAUGCGGGACAGGAUGUCAUGUCCAAGAAUGAUAGCGAUGAUUGUGCCUGUGGAAGUUCUGCAACGGUCUUUGAGGCGAAGGGGUAUUGUGCUUGCUACUUUGACUGUUAA